Molecule: messenger RNA, 863 nt
Organism: Drosophila obscura
Lineage: Eukaryota; Metazoa; Arthropoda; Insecta; Diptera; Drosophilidae
Exons: 1
Coding region: 13-840 (275 amino acids)
Source: RefSeq, a predicted model, not a curated record
UUUUCCACCAAAAUGGUUGGACAUCUCCCACUCGAAGUGUUGCUGGGAUUUCUACUUGUCUUGGGUCUCGCCGAAGCGAUCGUCAAUGGGGAUCUGUACGGAACUCUGCCCGGCCUGGUGCUCCGCCAUCUGAAUGGCAGCCACUCGGACUUCGAGGGAUGGACCACGCGGAUGAGCCAGGCCCUGCUGCCCGAGCAGCAGCAGCGUGUGGCUUGGAAUGUGCCUUGGAUGGAUGCUCUGGCGGAGGGGAGAAGUCCCUUGGAGUUGCAGGAGCAGCUGGAGCCCAGCAAUCCCCUCAAGCUGCAGCUCUGGAUGGGACUCUACUGGCACCUGCGACGCUCUAAGCGCCUGGACGUCAGGCUGACCUCUGACUUUGCCCUGACUCUACGGCGACUCCAAAUGCAGCAGCCGGCACUAUGGAACCCCCAACUGCAGAACAUGUGGCAGAGCCUACCCCGCUCCCUGCGGCUCAUCCUCCAGAGCCGCUGGCUGUGCCUGCAACACGGGCGGGAGAUGCUCUAUGCCUUGGGCGGACUCCGCCUGGAACUGGGGGCGAACAGCAACUGCAGCAUGUGGCAAGUGCAGGAGCUGCCACUGGAGAGGGGACACUGGCGGCGUCUGGUCAAUGUGUGCGACAAGAAUAGCCGAUGGUUCAUCAGCAUGUUGCACGACGACACGCCGCACGCGCUGCACAGUGCGCCCAGCAACAUGGCCAGACAGUUCUGUGUCCUGAACGGAUUGAGCUACCUUGGGGAUGCCUCUGCGGACUCCGACUGCCACUGGGCGCUGAACGAUUGCAGCCACUUGCCACAAAUAUUGUCGAGUCGCAAUAAAAGUUAGUGGAAGGUGUUUUUGGGGGAGUG